GAAAUGGGGGAAAGAGGGGGAAAUUUGGAACACAAGGUUGUGCAAGGAUUAAUGUUGAAAAAUUAUCCAUGCAUAUUUUUUAUUAUAGCUUUUUAUAUAAGCAUACAUGUUCUAACAGUUAUUUUGCUGUAUAAAAAGAAUCGGAGUUUGAAAUAGUACAUAUUUCAUAUGAAGGAAAUCAAAAAUGCAGGCAGACAAAAAUAAAGAGAUUGGGAAUUCUAUGUAAUGGUUCAUCAUCUCCCAGAGUUCUUUCGCUGGAUGUAGCUGCUUCAAUUCAUUACUGCUCCAUUGGAACUGAUUUGGUUCAUCUCAUUGUUGAAGAUGGCCAGGUCCAUCAGAAUUGAUCAUCAUAUAGUAUUGUUGUUGAAGUAUAUAAUGAUCUCCUGGUCCUGCUCAUUUCACUCAGCAACGUUCAUUAAAUCUCUCCAGGUCUUUCUGAAAUCCUCCUGCUGGUCAUUUCUUACAGAACAAUAAUAUUCCAUAAUAUUCAUAUACCACAAUUUAUUCAGCCAUUCUCCAAUUGAUGGGCAUCCACUUAGUUUCCAGUUUCUGGCCACUACAAAGAGACCUCCCACAAACAUUUGUCAUGCAUAUGUUUUGAAAAUAAAAAGCUUUUAUAAAAAACUUUUUUCCCAAAAAGUCACCCAAUCAAUAAAUAUUUAGUAAAUGCCUAAAAAAAAUACUGUAGACAAAAUAAAGUAUUUGGGGGUGUACCUGCCAAGAUAAACCCAAGAACUUUAUGAACACAAUUACAAAACACUUCUCACACAAAGUCAGAUCUAAACAAUUGUUUAUGGCUGGGCCAAGCUAAUAUAAUAAAAAUGACAAUUCUAGCUAAAAAAUUAAAAAAGGUAAGAGAUAACAAUAUUUGGAAACAGAUUAAAGGUGAUGGAGCACAAGCUGACCAACAAUUGAAGAUGAUAUUGAAGUUAACAGCCUGGGGUGCUGGCUGAGAAGAUAGUGGUAUUCUGAAAUUCAGAAGAAGAAAGUUUGAAAUGCUUGAGGAUGUCUCCAUUUGGAGCUUCCAUCAGCCUCUCAAAACUCAACAUGUCGGAAACAGAAGUCAGUAUCUUUCCCCCUAAACCUGGCCCUUCCCCAAAUUUCCCUAUUUUUAUUGAAGGUACCACCAUCCUUUUAGUCAUUUAGUUCCCUAACCUAAGUAAUCCUUGACUUCCCACUCCCUCUCUCCUUUUCCACCGAAUCUAAAUCUUGUCUUUUUUGACUCUAGAAUUUCUGUCCAACGACCCCCUUUUCCCUCUCAAGGCUAUCAGUUUAGUUCAGGCUUUUAACACCUCUUGCCUGGAUGAUUGCUGUGGCAAUUCCCUCCCUUUUUAAGUUCCUUGUCCUCUCCACUAAGUCCUCCACACAGCUGUUAAAAUGAUAUUCCUUAACCUCCUUUCUGACUGUGUAGUUCCCUUGCCUAAUGCCCCUCGGUGCCCUUAGCACAUGCUCCCGGGCUCUGAGAGGGAUUAGAUGUCUAGGAUCAUUCGGCCAAUUUAAGUCAGAAGAGGGACUCUUAUCUUUCUGUCUCCCAGGUCGGCUCUCUCCGUCCAGCAUUUCCUCCUCUAAACUCUUUCUUAGAAUCCUUAACUUCAUGUAAAGGCCAGCUCAGGUUCCAUGCAUUUUCCGCGGGAAUCUCGGUGGCGCUCUCUUCCUCCUCGGGUCAGCCGUUCCCAGGUGGUCAGUCCCCAGAAAGAUAAAGAGAGCAAGGUCUGUUGUGUGGGGAGACGGUUUUCUCCCAUCUACACCACCUAGAAUAAUGACCGGCACAUAGUUGGUGCGUAAAUGUUAGUUGAAUUGAAUCUAUGAGAUUAUCGUUGGCCUGGUUUGGGUCUCGUCCGUUCUCAGUUCCUCGGAUAACAAUCGAUAUGCAUUUUUAAACCCCUAUAAAGUGUUGGGCGUUGUGCUAAGGGCUGAGGAGGUAAUAGUCCCCACUCCAAUUCGGAGCUUCUAUCUCACCUCAGUCUUCUCUCUCUUAAGGUCCCUUCCAAAGCCCUGACGGCGUCAGCCUCCAGUGGAGGCCGUUAGAAAACGGGGGCGCAAAGGGCUCCGCUAGUCUACCUUCCUAGUUUUAUAGCAAAAGAAACGGAAACAUAGAGGCGGGAAAUGACUAACCCAAGUUUACACAAACGAGAAGUAGUUUGGAGUCCGAACUCUCCGCCCAAGUCCGGCUGCAAAUUCCCCGCUCUUCCCGUUACACCGCUCUGCCUCCAAACAUGGAACACCUGCCAAGGACAAUGUCAAGGGCACCGCUCCUUCCCCAGCCGGAGCCCCGGGACCUAGGGGUCCCCCUUCCCUUGGCCUCUCCUAACCCUUUUCCAAACUCCCGCAGGGCAGCACGGAGAUCACCACCACUCCGCCCCCAUUCCCACCCCGGGCGGAGGUGCUCCAGGGAAAGCUAGGUGAGGGGGCGGGGUCUGCAAGGGCGUGGGGGGGUGGGGAAACCCCUCCAGAUCCCCGAGCCGACUGGACUUCAGGGUGGGGCUGGGCGCGCUGCUGCAGCUUUGGGCUUUCUAACAACCGUCCAGUCCGGGACAGGGAGCCGAAUCCCCCGAUCCUGGAGAAGGGCAGACAAAAUCCCCCGGAUUCCGGGAGGGGCUCGGGGUCCCGGGGUCUCGGGCUGGGACGGGAUUUCCCAGGAUCCCGAGAGGGAGUUGCAGGGUCUCCAUCCUCGAGAGGGGGCGCUGGAUCCCGCGACUCGGGAGCUGCUUCCCCGGGAAGUUUCAAGUUUGAAAGGGCAGUUGGAGGGGCCGAGGCUUCCGGAGGAGCCGCAUCUGCGGGGACCGAGCCGCCGCGGGCAGCAUGGGGGAUCCGCGGCAGGGGACUUCUACAGUGCAGCUGUGCUCAGGUGAGAGCUUGUCAGACCCCAGUUCCCAGCAUCGGCUGGAAGGUGAAAAGGAAGUGAUCCGAAAAGCCAUUCAAAAAGAGCUGAAGAUCAAAGAAGGUGCUGAAAAUUUGCGCAAGGUCACCACUGCCCGUCGGGACCUGGGCCAUGUGGACCAGCUUCUCCGUUCCUCCACCCGAAGACUGGAGCAGCUCCAUUGGGACCUGCAGGAGCUCCAUGCUCACAUCUUGCUCCCUGACGAGGCCCAGAGCCCUGCUGAAAAGGCCAAGUUUAGGAGAUCUGCCCCUCAACUUUCCACCCUAACCUUUUCCUCCUCCUGCUGUUUUCUCCCCAUCCUGAAUUCUUGGACAAAGGUUCAAGAGAGAAAGGAGAAGGCCAGGAUUUUGUUUUCUCCUAUAAAUUUCACAGCCUCUGAGCCUCACCCAAGGGAGGAAAAGCCAGUGACCAGACAUCUGGAAGCUUUGAGAAAGCAGCUGCAGAUAGAGCUGAAAGUGAAACAGGGAGCAGAGAACAUGACUAACACCUAUGCCAAUGGCAGCCCAAAGGAACGAAGACUGCUGUCAGCUGCUCAGCAAAUGCUUCGAGACAGCAAAGUGAAAAUCGAGCUUCUUCGAAUGCAGAUUGGGAAGCUGGGAGCCUGUGGGGAAGCUCUGGCGCCAGGGCCAGAACAGAGAAGGGAGCUCCGGGUUGGGGACCUUCGUCAUCGGUUUCACAUUGAGACAGCUGUAGCAGAAGGGGCCAAGAAUGUGGUGAAACUGCUGGGGGGCCGGAGGCUACAAGACCGUAAGACUCUGGCUGAGGCCCAGACACGGCUCCAAGAGUCCUUGCAGAAGCUGGAUCUCCUCCGUCUGGCUCUGGAACGGCUAAUGACAGAACUUCCUCCAGCUCACCCCCUCCGAAUCCUUGUGGCCCGAGAGCUACGGGAGGGCAUGCCAGGGAGUCCCCCGCCCACUGGGUCUCUCAUCAAACCCAUAGCCCUCACAGGGACCCUGGAGGUUCGGCUCACAGGAUGCCAGGCAUUGUUAGAAGUGGUUCCUGGCCGGUCCCGUGUGGCUGCACUGGUGGGUAGCCCAGGAGAAAGUCGGCCGUGGGGCUGGGGCAAGCAGCAGCGUGUUGAAGAACUGACCAAGGAGGUUCUGGCAGUGCUGAAGGUGGAUAACCAUGUGGUGGGCCAGACAGGCUGGGGGCCUAUGAGUGCUCAGGCCUGGGACCAGACUUUUCUGAUUCCUCUAGAGCGGUCUCGUGAAUUGGAGAUUGGGGUCCAGUGGAGAGAUUGGCGGGAGCUUUGUGGUGUAGCUUUCUUGAGACUGGAGGAUUUUCUGGACAAUGCACGCCACACACUGUCCUUGGCAUUGGAGCCUCAGGGCCAGCUCUUUGUGGAGGUGAUGUUCUGUGACCCUGUUAUCGAAAGGAGGCCACGGCUUCAGAGGCAGAAGUGCAUUUUUUCCAAACACCGUGGUCAAGACUUCCUCCGGGCCUCACAGAUGAAUAUCAGCAUGGCUGCUUGGGGCAGAUUGGUCAUGAGCCUGCUACCUCCUUGCAGCUCCCUGAGUACUCUCAGCCCUCCUGGGGGGCGGCCUUCCCCAAACCCUUCACAUGACUCCCCUGGCUCCUCCUCCCCCAGUUCCUUCCCUCUGACAAAGCCUCUGGUUGAGGAGGUCCUGCCACGGAAAACUGGGUUGGGGGAGCAGCUGCCACCAAAACCCCCACGUCUCCACCUGCCCCUGGAUUCAGCAUCUGUGGGAUCACCGUGUACCAAACGUCCCCAUAUGGAAUACCGGAACAGUCUGAGACAGGGGUCGUCACCCACCCUUCUUCCUUCUUGUAGGAAACCUCCCAAGUUCCAGGACUUCUGUUGUGUUGCUGUGCUGGGCCGUGGUCAUUUUGGGAAGGUUCUCCUUGCUCAGUAUAAGAAGACUGGAACAUUCUACGCAAUCAAGGUGCUGAAGAAGCAGGAUGUUUUGAGCCGGGAUGAGCUGGAGAGCUUAUACUGUGAGAAGCGGAUCCUGGAGAUGGUGGGCCAUUCUGGCCACCCCUUCCUGCUUUCUCUGUUGGUGUGCUUCCAGACUUCCAGCCAUUUUUGUUUUGUGACUGAGUUUGUACCUGGGGGUGACCUGAUGAUGCGAAUCCAUGCUGAUGUCUUUCCGGAGCCCCAAGCUCGGUUCUAUCUGGCUUGUGUAGUCCUAGGCCUGCAGUUUCUGCAUGAGAAGAAAAUUGUUUACAGGGACUUGAAACUGGAUAAUCUCCUCCUGAAUGCCAAAGGUUUUCUCAAGAUUGCUGACUUUGGGCUGUGUAAAGAAGGAAUGGGCUUUGGAGACCGUACGAGCACAUUCUGUGGGACUCCAGAGUUUCUGGCACCUGAGGUGCUGAUAGAUGAAUCGUACACACGAGCAGUAGACUGGUGGGGGCUGGGUGUGCUGCUUUAUGAGAUGCUUGUGGGCGAGUGCCCAUUCCCUGGGGACACAGAGGAGGAGGUAUUUGACUGCAUCGUAAAUGAAGAAGCUCCCUAUCCCCAUUUCUUGUCUGUGGAGGCACUUGCACUCAUUCAGAAGUUACUCCAGAAGUGUCCCGAGAAGCGUUUGGGGGCAGGCCGACAGGAUGCAGAGGAAAUAAAAGGCCAUCCUUUCUUCAGGUCAACAGAUUGGGAGGCUCUAUUUUCCUGCCAGGUCCAGCCUCCCUAUGUGCCGCUGCUUCGUGGACCUGCUGACCUAUGCCACUUUGACCAAGAGUUUACUGUGCUGCCCCCAGCCCUAACACCUCCUGAUCCCCGCUGUCCACUCAGUUCCCGACAACAAGCUGCUUUUCGAGGCUUCGACUAUGUUUCAGACCGGUUCCUGGAGGUCUGAGCCAUCAGAAAGGGGGGCAGCCUUGAAUAGUAUGCCAUAUCCCUUUCUUCUUUAUCUGGCUGGGUUUACAAAGCUAGCCUGGGGACAUAAGAAAGGUUGGUAGGCCUUCUAUAUAUGCCGCUAGUAGGUUCUUUUCUCCUCAGUGGGCAGACCCCAUCUUCCACUCACCUUGAAGCUUUAGGAAUUAUUUCUCACAAUUUUUGCACUGUUUCCUCCCCUUGAAGCUAUUGGCCAUCAUCAACCCCAGGGAAGGGAAUGAUCUCCCUUAUUUAUGAAUUCUAUUCUGGUCCCAAUUAAUUCCCCUCUGUUCCCUUGCAGACAAGCAGAGAAGGUUGAGGAAGAGGCUUCUCUGGUUGUUAUAGGCCCUUCCCAGGUUAGGUCUAGACUGGGAAAGGAUGAGAGGAGGAUAUGGAAGUUGGGGAGUGAGCUGGUGACAGCAGCUGGAGCCAAGGCUGGUCAGCAGCCAGGAUUUAUUGAACAUAUCUGUACAAAGCACACACCCCCUGAAGGGUCACAGUGGGAAGCAGGGUGCACUGGUGUUUUUUUUUUUCCCCCUCAAACAAGCUACCUGCUUUUUGGAUUAUUAAAUUUGUAAACUGCAGAACCCUAGGGGAAUUGGUUUGAAUUGGGAAGGCCAGGGAUACUGAGGGGAAGGAAGGAAAAAUAUAAAAGUUCUGAGGCUACACUGGGAACUAAAAUUCAAAGGUCUUUACGCUAAACAAGAGUUCCCAUGUAAAUAGACUGGGUAAGUGUGGGGGUGCAUACUUGAGCCUCAGUUCCUCUUUCCUCCUUCCUUGGGCCUUGAGCCAGCCGAGGCCUCCUUGACACUACCUCUGUGACCGUUUCCAGUUGGCCCUAAAAAGCCCUACUGUCUAAGUCCCUAGUCCUGACCCAACUGAAUAUGCCUCUGGGAUGAAACUUCUGGGCAUUGUUCUGCAGUGGUUUCCCAGGGGGCCAGCAACCUGCCACAGGAAUGGAGAAUGGGAAAGAAUCCAGGAUUUAGGCACAAAUGGGUCAAGGGUAGCAAAGAGUUGACCUUCUUUUCUAGAACCUUAUGGGGAUAGAAAUGACAAGAUGGAAUAAAAUCUAAGUGGAACCUUGA
Molecule: messenger RNA, 6793 nt
Organism: Antechinus flavipes (yellow-footed antechinus)
Lineage: Eukaryota; Metazoa; Chordata; Mammalia; Dasyuromorphia; Dasyuridae
Gene: PKN3
Product: protein kinase N3
Exons: 22
Coding region: 2803-5691 (962 amino acids)
Biological process (GO): protein phosphorylation; signal transduction
Molecular function (GO): small GTPase binding; protein serine/threonine kinase activity; ATP binding
Source: RefSeq, a predicted model, not a curated record